AUGGUCCUCGUCGAUAUUCAUCUGCUCAUGCGCGUCCUCCGUCGGUUGCCGAGACGACCCUGCCGGAUCGGAAUCAGGCUGACCCUGCUGGAGCUUUUUGAAAUAGGUGUCGUAGGCGGUGCGCUUUGUGUACGCCUUAGCCGUAGUCCGAUUCUAAAUAAGGUCGGCCUGCUUGAGCUCGUUGUAGUUGAGAAUUCGCAUCUCAGACCGCUCCUGAAGCGCUAUCUCACCAUGAAGUCGGUAGGCUUCUGGGGUGAUGUCGAAAUGUUGGUGACGGAGCUGCGACGGGCCUCGAUUGGUGCAGUUUUGAUGGCCGUGGGAUUCUCUGGUCACGUGGUUGAAGCGUACGGUUGA
Molecule: messenger RNA, 354 nt
Organism: Striga asiatica
Lineage: Eukaryota; Viridiplantae; Streptophyta; Magnoliopsida; Lamiales; Orobanchaceae
Source: the annotation of a GenBank genome assembly